AUGGAGAUGGUUUACACAGUGUUUUGGCUUUUUCUGCUUCCUUUCCCCAUUGUGGGAGCAGACUGGGAACCCAUUUUCAUUGCUGGCCCUCUUACUGAUGAGAUAGUAAGUGGACACACGAGAGCAGCGGCUGUUAAUCCGAUGGUGGCCCAGUCUGACUGUCAUCGACUUUCAUUUGCCUCCUUGCCAUCCUAUUUUGAUGAACUUUCCGCAAAUGGUGUGACGCACUUUAAGGUUUUUUUGAACUGGACUAACCUUCUUCCCGAGGGAGAUGCCCAGAAACCCAAUGAGGCAAAUGUUGAAUGCUACAGACAACUUCUCCAAACUCUCAGAGCUGCUCAUCUUAAACCAGUUUUAAUUCUACAUCAAAACUAUUUGCCAAAGUCUUUAGGCAACCGGUUUGCUUCAAGCAAGUCAAUGACCUUUGCUGACCUUUUUGCAGAAUAUGCAGAGUUUUCCUUCUCCGCUUUUGGUAGUUUUGUUGACACCUGGCUCACUUUCAGUGACCUGCCCAAGAUCUCGGAGGGACAGCAUGAUGGAGAUGUCCUAGCCCUUCCUCUCCAGGUGUUGGCUUCAGCACAUGAGAAGGCAUAUCAAAUUUAUCAUGAAGAAUACGCUUCAGAAGGUGGAAAAGUGUCCAUUGCACUGGAUAUUAGUGAUGCUGGACUAGCAACACCAGGAUCUUUCUUAGCUUCAGUUCUGGUGAUGCAUUUUAUUUUACUGGGACUUAAUGAAGGCAUAUUUGAUGAGGAAACUAAAACUCCGUACCGAAGUGUCAUAUUAGCCAGUUUGGUCCUCCAUCAGCAGGGAUACACGUUGAACUCUCUAGAUUUCCUCUCUCUCAGCCUGCAGUACAACUGUAAAAGGGAGGAAGGCAUCAAAAGCCUGCUGAAUGAGCUACAGCUUGCCACAGAUGGUGCAGAAGUUUUGUUCUUUAGCCUAAAGUUCUAUGAAUGUCCUUCCAUGCAAGAAAACAAACUUGCGGCAGUAGUGUCCAUGUUCAGUGCUCUUUAUGAAGGCCAGGGAUGGGCAAUGGGAUACGACGUGAGUGACUUCCUCGACAGCUCAUCCAUCCAAGCAGCACGCUCCUACACAGAAAAUGAAGCCAUCCAGCCAUCACCUAUCAACCAACUUUCAUCGUAUCAAAGGACUUGGCAAACAUUUUCUAACCAGUCUGCAUUGGAAAGAGACUCCUUUUUGCAGGACGUUUUCCCCAGUGGCUUUCUUUGGGGCACAUCAACAGGAUCUUUCAAUGUUGAAGGUGCCUGGGCAGAAGAUGGGAAAGCAGAGAGUAUUUGGGACCGAUAUGGGCAUCAAGGCCACGCCUACAUGAAUCAAACAGCCGAUGUUGCAUGCGACAGCUACCACAAGACAGAGUAUGACAUUUACCUGCUGAGAGGUCUUCAGCCAAAGAUCUACAAGUUUUCUAUAUCAUGGCCUAGGAUUUUUCCCAAUCUGAAUAAGAACAGCCUGAAUUCUCGAGCCGUGGAUUACUACAACAAACUCAUAGACAGCUUGGUGGAUUCUGGUAUUGAACCCAUGGCGACCUUGUUCCACUGGGACUUGCCACAAGCUCUGCAGGAACUCGGUGGCUGGCAAAAUGAGAGCAUCAUCAGUGCCUUUCAAGACUAUGCAGAUUUCUGCUUUACAACUUUCGGCGAUCGGGUUAAAUACUGGAUUACCUUCCAUGAACCCUGGGUCAUCAGCUAUGCUGGCUAUGGCACUGGGCAGCAUCCUCCAGGAAUUGUUGAUCCAGGAGUGACAUCCUAUAAGACAGCGCAUGUGAUUCUCAAGGCCCAUGCCCAAGUCUGGCAUCUCUAUGACAGCCGCUAUCGUCCCAAGCAGCACGGCAAGGUGGGAAUAGCGCUGAAUUCUGACUGGGCUGAACCCAAGACACUGGGGAGUCCGGAGGAUCUGAAAGCAGCAGAACGGUACUUGCAUUUCAUGUUGGGCUGGUUUGCUCACCCCAUAUUCGUCAACGGCGACUAUCCCGAUGUCCUGAAAUCCCAAAUCAAGGAGAAGAACCAGCAGUGCUCUGCCUCAGUUGCUGAACUCCCCGUCUUUACCGAUACGGAGAAGAGGUCUGUGAAUGGGACGGCAGACUUUUUUGCUCUCUCUCAUUACACUUCCCGGCUCGUCAGGGCUGCAUCUAACCUCAGCUGCACCCCAAGCUACACGACUAUUGGGGGCUUUGCUGCAGACGUGGACCCUUCUUGGCCCGCCACUGCUUCACCUUGGAUCUACGCGGUGCCCUGGGGCUUGAGGAGGUUGCUGCACUUUGUCUCCCAAGAGUACACAGGGAACAGGAUCCCCAUUUAUAUAGCAGGAAAUGGCGCCCCCACAGAUGACGGAAGCGACCUCAUCAAUGAUACUAUGAGACUGGAUUACUAUCGUCUCUACAUCAACGAGGCUUUAAAAGCUGUAAAACUGGAUGCUGUUGAUGUUCGGUCAUACAUUGCCCGGUCUUUGAUUGAUGGCUUUGAAGGCACUGCAGGUUACAGUCAAAGGUUCGGCUUUCACCAUGUGGAUUUUAAAGAUGCAAACAGACAAAGGACACCAAGAGAAUCUGCAUAUUUUUUCUCUACUGUUGUUGAAAAUAAUGGAUUUCCUAGAAUGAUUAGAAGAAAAUCUCUUCAGCCACUCAGAAAGGAUGUUUUCAACCUCAAAAGAUUGCCCAGUUUACCAGCUUCAGAGGUUCCCUCAAAAGCAAAGGUGGUUUGGGAAAAAUUUUCUAACCAGACUAAGCUGGAAAGAGAUAUAUAUUUUUACGGCACUUUCCCAGAAAAUUUUCUGUGGGGUGUUUCCACUUCUGCCUACCAAAUUGAAGGAGCUUGGGAUGAAGAUGGGAAAGGACCUAGCAUAUGGGAUAACUUUACCCACAUCCCAGGGAAUAUCCAGAACAAUAGUACAGGAGAUAUAGCUUGUGACAGCUACCACAAAGUAGAUGAGGACCUCUACUUAUUGAGAGCCUUAAGGGUAAACAGCUAUCGUUUCUCCCUCUCAUGGCCUCGGAUUUUUCCAGAUGGAAGAAACCGUUCCAUAAAUAGCUAUGGUGUUGAUUAUUAUAACAAACUGAUUGAUGGUUUAGUGGCCCAAAAUAUCACACCAAUGGUCACACUCCACCACUGGGAUCUGCCCCAAGCUCUGCAAGACAUCGGUGGCUGGGCAAACCCUGUGAUGGUUGAACUAUUUGACAGUUUUGCAGACUUCUGUUUUCAGACCUUUGGAGACAGGGUCAAGUUCUGGAUUACGUUCAAUGAGCCUUAUGUGAUUUCUUGGCUGGGCUAUGGAACGGGAGCUUUCCCGCCAAAUCUCAAAGAUGAUCCAGGCUAUGCACCCUACAAAGUUACUCACACCAUCGUGAAGGCACAUGCCAGAGUCUACCAUACGUAUGAUCAAAAAUAUAGGAAGAGCCAAAAGGGUUUCAUUUCACUGAGUCUCAUCAUAGACUGGGUGGAGCCAAAGAUGCCAAAUGAGCCCCGGGAUGUUGAAGCAGCCGAUCGCUUCCUGCAGUUCACAGGAGGAUGGUUUGCCCAUCCAAUUUUUAAAAACGGUGAUUACCCAGAUGCCAUGAAAUGGACAGUGGGGAACAGGAGUGAGCUGCAGAAACUGCCAUCUUCCCGCCUUCCAGUUUUCACAGAAGAAGAGAAAAACUACAUCAAAGGCACUGCAGAUGUCUUCUGCUUGAACUAUUACACAGCCAAGAUUAUAAAGCACAAGACCACCCGACUGAAGCCACACUCCUACGAGGAUGACCAGGAGCAGGCCCUGCAGACCGACCCUUCUUGGCCCGCCUCAGCACUGAAGGAUGUGCGCGCAGUGCCCUGGGGGCUGCGCAGGUUGCUCAACUGGAUCAAGGAGGAAUAUGGCAACCCCCCCAUUUACAUUACUGAGAAUGGGGUUGGCAGAAGAACCGCGUCUGAUGUUGACGACACCAGCAGGUUCUUUUUCCUCAAAACCCACAUCGAUGAAGCUUUGAAAGCCUACAAACUGGAUGGGGUGAAUCUCCGAGGCUAUGUAGUUUGGUCUUUAAUGGAUAAUUUUGAAUGGCUACAUGGUUAUGAGCCAAGAUUUGGUCUGCACCAGGUGGACUUUGAAAAUCCAAACAGACCACGGACUCCAAAACGUUCCGCCAUAUAUUAUGCUGAAAUCAUACAUCAAAAUGGAAUCCCACUGCCAAAAGGAGAGGAGUUCCUUUAUGGAGAGUUUCCAAAGAAUUUCUUUUGGAGUGUGGCAUCAGCAGCUUAUCAGAUUGAAGGAGCCUGGAGAGCUGAAGGAAAAGGCCUCAGCAUUUGGGAUCAGUUUGCUCACACUCCUUUGAAAAUUAGCAAUGACGAAAAUGGGGACAUCGCUUGUGACAGCUACCACAAGAUGGAGGCAGACUUGGCUAUGCUGAAAGAACUGAAGGUCACUCAUUAUCGCUUCUCCAUCUCCUGGCCUCGCGUUCUUCCUGAUGGGACCACCAAGCAUAUAAACGAAGCUGGCCUGAAAUAUUAUGAGAAGUUUGUGGACUCUCUCCUUGCUGCCAAUAUCCAGCCUCAGGUAACCAUGUAUCACUGGGACCUGCCUCAAGCCCUUCAGAACAUUGGAGGGUGGGAAAAUGAGACCAUCAUCCAGAGAUUUAAAGAAUACGCGGAGCUCCUUUUUCAAAGGCUGGGUGAGAAAGUGAAAUUUUGGAUAACCUUGAACGAGCCCUAUGUCAUUGCUAAUCUUGGUCAUGGUUAUGGAGUAUCUGCUCCAGGCAUCUCUUCCAGACCGGGCCGAGCCCCUUAUAUAGUGGGGCAUAACUUGAUCAAGGCCCAUGCAGAAGUCUGGCACCUCUACAAUGAAACGUACCGCCCCAGGCAAGGAGGUCUGGUCUCUCUUGCCAUCAGCGUAGAGUGGGCGGAACCAAGGAACCCUUCCAAGCAGGAAGACCGCGAUGCUGCUAGGAGAUACGUCGAGUUCUUUGCUGGUUGGUUUGCCCAUCCUAUUUUCAAAAAUGGAGACUAUAGUGAGCUGAUGAAAAGGAGAAUUCAAGAAAGAAGCAAGGGAAAAUCACGGCUCCCCGAAUUUACCGAGAGUGAAAAGCGGCGGAUUAAAGGCACCUAUGACUUCUUUGGCCUGAAUCAUUACACCACAAUUCUAGCCUACAACUUGAACUACUCUGCUCUUAUCACAUCCUAUGAUGCCGAUAGAGGUGUGGCCUCCGUAACAGACCGCAGCUGGCUGGGCUCUGGUUCCUUUUGGUUGAAGGUGACCCCAUUUGGCUUCCGAAGGCUCUUGAAGUGGAUCAAGGAAGAAUACAACAAUCCCCCCAUUUACGUGACUGAGAAUGGGAUUUCAGAGCGUGUGGAUGGGGGCUUUAAUGAUACCUGGCGAAUACAUUACCUAAAGAGUUACAUCAAUGAAGCUUUAAAAGCAAUUGUACGUGAUGGCGUUGAUCUGCGAGGCUACACUGUUUGGAGCUUGAUGGACAACUUUGAAUGGGCAGUUGGUUUUGCUGAAAGGUUUGGGUUAUAUUACACCAAUUACACAGAUCCCAAUCUAUCCAGAAUCCCAAAGGCAUCUUCAAAAUAUUAUUCAACUAUCAUCCAAUGUAAUGGCUUUCCAGAUCCAGCCAGUGGGCCUCAUUUGUGUCUAGAGCCACAACCUGAAGGUACCAUUAUGCCUGCUACUACUGUCUCACCUAACGAAACAACUGUUCAGGCAGUAAGGUUUUUGGGACUUGACUUGACUUCAUCUCAUGCAGAAACAGCCCUUUAUGUGCUCUUUGUGCUACUCUUGCUGGCAGUACUAGGUCUUGUUGUUUUUUUGUAUGUAUAUAAAAAGAAUACCAAAAAAGGCCCACCAAAAAUACCAGUCAAUCGAAGUAAAAUGUAA
Messenger RNA from Varanus komodoensis (Komodo dragon), 5862 nucleotides. It is a transcript of the gene LCT, whose product is annotated as lactase. The coding region runs from base 1 to 5862 and encodes 1953 amino acids. Gene Ontology annotation, biological process: carbohydrate metabolic process. The record is from RefSeq and is a predicted model, not a curated record. The transcript is spliced from 17 exons. Gene Ontology annotation, molecular function: beta-glucosidase activity. NCBI's taxonomy places the organism in Eukaryota, Metazoa, Chordata, Lepidosauria, Squamata, Varanidae.